AUGCCUCACGACAUAGCCGGUAAUGAUAUGCCGGUACCUGAGCCUGACCCCUUUGGCAGCGGUGACCACGACGCCUACGACCUGUCCUCAACAGGAAACUACCCAUCCCCGCCCGGCCUCGCCCCGCUCUCCGGUCUCCUAGGCUAUUCCGAAGCAAACCGCGACUUCUUCGUCCGUACUUCACUCACGCAGACUACAGCGCUCCUUGGGCUGAAAUUAACGCCCGCGGAGCGGGAAGGCCUGACCUACUACAACAGCCGCUUCUACUCGUACGAAUCCUACGGGGACGUCCUGGGUAUUUCCGCCGGAAUCUUGAUUUCAUUUCUCCUCCGGAACCGCAAACCCGGCGUUAUAUCUACCACUAUGGUCCGUGUGUUCACGAAACCGGGCGCACAGAGAGACAAUGCCGCCAAGUGGCUUAGUCGAGGACUGAAGCUUUCUGUCUGGGGUUGCGUUGGGCGGAUGUACGGCCUCACAAGUGCGGGCUUCCAAGCGCUUCAGAAGAAUAAGGCUGAAAAACGACUGGAUCCGAAUCUUCGUCGUGUGGUUGCCGCGGCGAACAAGAAGAAGGAAGCUCUCGUGCACGAGAUUCAAGCCAACGGGCCCAGACUUCGGAGGAUGGAGGGCUUGGAAAAUCCGGGGGCGCAGGACGAUGGGCAGAGCUUGGGCGGGAUGGAGAUUUCUGAUGGGACGGAGGAUAGGUUGGAUGCUAGUGAGGUAUUCCCGCAUGGGCGGCCUUCAGAGCAAGUCGCCGAACUUGAGGCUAGGAAGCGGAGUGGUGGGCAUCCUGGGAAUGACCCGUUUGGUGUCGACGACGCCUCACCGACGAGAGGUGAUGGGGUGAUGGGCCAGGGCCAGGGUGGGUGGACAAAUACACAUUCCAAUACAAGCGAGUCCGCCUGGGAACGAAUAAGGAAGGGCCAGUCUCCCACAACACGCCCUCCGACCGACAGAGGUGAAGGUGAUGGGAAUACUACGUAUACUAGUGAGCCGAAAGUAGGGGGGUGGCCAGGUCGUGCCUCAAUGAAGGGGUACGGCCAAGGUGCCAAUAGAGAGCCGGGGACGGACAGCUUUACGUUCUCCAAGUCCGAGGAGGAGAGAGAACUUGCGAAGCAAGAAGCGCAGAAGGAAUUCGACGCCAAGGUCGAGAAGGAGCGAAGCGGGGGAUCGGGGGAUGGAUAUACGGAAGGUGAUUCCAGGAACCGGCGAUGGGGAUAGUAAGGUGGCCCUAUCCAGCUAGAUACGGCAAAUGUAAAUAGAUCACACAUAGGCUGGCUGCUUUGCCGAUCAGCGAUGGCGUGACAGGUUUGUUCGAGACAUUUUGCCGUGGGUUUCAAUUGAAGCUGAUUGUGUCUUUGA
This is a messenger RNA of Tuber melanosporum (Perigord truffle), 1359 nucleotides long. RefSeq lists its product as uncharacterized. Bases 1 to 1218 code for a protein of 405 amino acids. The transcript has a single exon. The record is from RefSeq and is a predicted model, not a curated record. NCBI's taxonomy places the organism in Eukaryota, Fungi, Ascomycota, Pezizomycetes, Pezizales, Tuberaceae.